AUGAAGCCUAGCACCUCAUCGACAUUGGUCAAUGCCCUCAGGGGACUGCAAAUAUGUAGUCCGUCACCAUUGCGACAAAUCCAGUUGCCCUUGCUCCGCCAAUCGGGAGUCCUGUCCACAGCCUGGGCGCAACAACCCAAGUCCUUUUCGACAACCGCACCAGUUUUCGGAACAUGGCUCGAGCCCGAUAUCAACCGAAAGAAGAAGAUGGCGAAGGGACGCGCCCGCGUGGCUACAGGGGGUUCAACAAAGGGCACUACUGUCAUUUGGGGCGACUUUGGCCUACGCAUGACGGACAAGCAACGUCGCAUCAGCGCAAAGUCACUGAAGGUGGCAGAGGAUACCAUCAAAACGCGACUCCGAGGACAAAAGUACCGAAUCUACAAGCGGAAAUGCUGCAACGUUGGUGUCUAUGUCAGCGGUAACGAGAUGAGAAUGGGUAAGGGAAAGGGUUCUUUUGAUCACUGGGCGACGAGAAUGGCAGUCAGCCAGAUCCUGUUUGAGGUCCGCGGCCGCAUCCACGAGCAGGUUGUCCGUGAUGCCUUCCGACUAGCCGGUAAUAAGCUGCCCGGGCAAUGGGAGUUUGUUAAGAAGGGCGAGGCGCCGGUUGUCGGUCUCACUAAGCUCGACGGUGUUACACUCGAGGAGCUCAAGCGUCCCAGGCGCCAAAUUCCACCAGCGCGGAUCCUCGAAGAGGUUGGAACUGCUCCCUCCAUUGCAGAGGCAGGCAGCGGUGGUCAACCCCCUGCUUCCUCAUAA
Messenger RNA from Beauveria bassiana ARSEF 2860, 759 nucleotides. RefSeq names its product ribosomal protein L16p/L10e. Gene Ontology annotation, cellular component: ribosome; mitochondrial large ribosomal subunit. The record is from RefSeq and is a predicted model, not a curated record. The transcript has 3 exons. NCBI's taxonomy places the organism in Eukaryota, Fungi, Ascomycota, Sordariomycetes, Hypocreales, Cordycipitaceae. Gene Ontology annotation, biological process: mitochondrial translation. The coding region runs from base 1 to 759 and encodes 252 amino acids. Gene Ontology annotation, molecular function: rRNA binding; structural constituent of ribosome.